AUGUUAGUGUGGCAGGCAGUUGGCAGAUUCGAAGCAGCUGGUGGCAGAAGCAUGCAGAGCAAGAUCGAGGAUGUUUUGACUGGACUUGGCUUCUCGAGGGCUGACUUUGGCAAAUCCUGUUCGGAGCUUUCCGGUGGCUGGCAGAUGCGAGUUGCUCUGGCUCGGGCACUGCUACGAGAGCCGGAGCUGUUGUUGCUGGACGAGCCAACGAAUCACAUGGAUGCCUCGGCCAAGAACUGGCUGGCCACCUACUUGGCUGCAGGUCUGCCAGAGACCAGCACGCUGCUACUGGUGACGCACGAUCGGUCUUUGCUGGAAGAAAUGCACUGCUCGCAAGUCUACGAGAUUGCAGAAAAGCGCAUUCUCCGAUACGACGUGUCAGGCAUAGAGGAAUGGGAGAAGAGUCGCGAAGAGAGACUGGCAAGACUUCAGAAGGAAAUGCUCAAAAUCGAACGCAACAUUGCUGCGGACGAAGAUUACGUCAGGAGAUUUGGUGCGAAGUCAAGCCAUGCAGCGCAGGCGCAGGCUCGGAAGAAACGGAUUGCAAAAGCCGAGAUUCAGUUGGAAGACCUUCGCGCGCAAACGCGAGGUUUGCCAUCCGCAUCGGUUCUCAACGGCAAGAACUCUGAGGAGGAUGGUGAAGACGAGCGACAAGGCCUGUUGCCACUCUCGGGCCCAGGGAAGGUGAAGUUUAAGUUGCCGGAGUGGCCGCUGAGCGGCUCACCUCCCUUGGAUCGGAAGCUGCUAACCUUGAAGGAGGCGGAGAUCCGGUACAACGAUGGGGAGCCUGUCCUGAAUGUUGAGGACCUUUUGGCUGAUGCUUUGGUCGUGGCGAUCUGUGGUUCAGAGCCACUGGCCUGGGACGCUGCCCAGGCCCAGCCGCUUGACCCCAAGGACUAUCCAACAUGGCGGGUUCACGUCACAGCACCACAGAAAGAUGUGGAAUUCAAGUACCUUAUUGUAAAAGAAGGUGAGGCCCCUCGACAGCUGGUACGUUGGGAAGGAGACUUCCCCAAUCGGAAAGUGCACAGGGACAGCGACGUCGGAAAGCUGGUUCUGCGACACCGUUUUGGUGAUGCCACAUACGAGUGCAAGGAGCUUGUUCAGGCAAGCGGUAGCCUCCUUGCAGGUGGAUAUGCGGACGCGCCUACGCUUCCCAUAGCAAAGCGUGAUGAGGAGGAGGCUGAGCCAGACGACUCAGUUCUUGGAGGCAUAGCAGUAGAUCCUGCGCUUCGAUUGGCUCGCAUGGUAAGAUCAUACUCUGGAACGACCUUCUCCAUGAAGUACGAUGUCAAGGGAACAGUGCUUGGCACCGGCAUGAGUGGCGGGGUCGUCGUGGGAGUCAACAAGGAAACAGGUGUGGAAGUUGCCAUCAAGAAGCUUACGUUGCAUUCCAAUGUGAAUCUAGAGCAUGUCAAGUCAGAGGUACAGCACCAGUUGUCUUUGGAUCAUCCCAACAUUUGCCGCCUACUCGAAGUGUACGAGGAGCCCGACCGGCUUCUACUUGUCAUGGAGAAGCUCAAUGGACCUGAUUUGUUUGACUGCUUGUCCAAGAAAAGCCGCUACACCGAGAAGGAUGCGAAAGAGGUUGUAAGGCAAAUCCUUAGCGCCGUAGCAUACUGCCACCGCAAUGGAGUCUGCCACCGGGACUUGAAGUUGGAGAACUUCUGCUUGGAGGACAAGUCCGAAAAUGCUAGGAUCAAAAUGAUCGACUUUGGCUUGAGCUCCUCGUUCGAUGAGUCUCUUCCUAUGACCGAUUCCUGUGGAACUCUCUAUUAUGUGGCGCCAGAGGUUCUGCGAGGCAAGUACAACCAGCAGUGCGACAUGUGGUCGCUGGGUGUUCUUACCUAUGUCCUCCUCGAUGGCAGGGCUCCUUUCAUGGGCCGUGAUGACCGCAGGACCUACAGACUCAUCCUCGAGGGUCAGUACAGUUUCCCUGAGAGUCGGUGGAGUCGCAUCUCCGAUGAUGCCAAGGAUUUUGUCUCCAAGCUGCUGCAGGUCGACCCAACCGUAAGGAUGACGGCAGAAAAGGCAUUGGUACAUUCAUGGCUGACAAGCAAAGACCCUCAAGAUGAGGACGGGGCAGCACCAGGACCUGCACUCGACGCAGACGUGCUAGAUGGCCUCAAGGCAUUCACGCGCGGCAACGCUGCUAAGCGGGCUAUGCUACGUGCCAUGGCCCCAUCAGCCUCUGUAGACGAGGUGAGUCGAUGGGCUGACCAGUUCGAGGCCUUUGACAAGCAGGGGACGGGGAACGUUAAGGUCUCUGACCUUGUGCAACGCUUGGUCACACGUGGGUUGGCUAGUGCAUCAGAGGCUGAGGAGAUCUCGAAUAGCCUUAAGACGCUGGCAGACAGUUCUCAAGAGAUCUCAUACUCGGCAUUCCUCGCUGCUUGCUUGUGUGCACACCAUUCGAACAUGGAGGAGAAGCACUUGAAAGAGCUCUUCUCAAAGUUAGACAAGGACAAGGAUGAUCGUGUCAGUGUAGAAGAAGUCGGGAAGGCUCUAGGUGGUGUAGUGAACGUCGAAGCCCUAGAGGCAGAGAUGUGUGGAAGAGCUUUGUCCUUUGCAGAUUUCCAGUGGCUACUUCAAAGACCUCUCGCUCCAUCCUCCAUGGCUGGACUUCGUCAACUCCUGGGCACUUUCAAAAAUCUGGGCCUGGCAAAGAGCUGGCGUGUCGACACGGUCGCUGCCAAAGCCGCCAAGGAUGGUGAUGAUGCCCAGUUUGUCGCUGCAAGGCGCGAGAACGCUGCCUGGCGGCAGUGGCACCGUCAGCGUGCGCGCGGUGAGGUCCCAAAUGAUGCCCCCGGGGCCGAGAGCCACCCGGCUGAGAGCCAGCUCGACAAAAGCAAAGCAAUGUCACCAAAAAAGCUGCUCCUAGAAACUGGACCGCUCCCUGUCCCUGGCAGCAAAGCACCUAGCAGCCGCGGUGAGAUCACACCUCGAGACGACCCCUUGCCUGACGCUCAGGAUGCAAAGGAUGGCUUGAAAGAGGUGCCAGAUGCCGCGGACCGAGAGGAGCUGAAGGCCCAAUGGGCCGUGGCCACAGUAGAGGCCAAGGAUGGCGACAUGGAUGCCGCACGGCGUGAAAACCGUGCAUGGCGGAUGAUGAACAUGGAAAGGGCAAAUGCAGGACAAAGUCCUGAAUCGGACCCCGCCUCGGGCUCAUAG
This is a messenger RNA of Symbiodinium pilosum, 3171 nucleotides long. Lineage: Eukaryota; Dinophyceae; Suessiales; Symbiodiniaceae. The record is from the annotation of a GenBank genome assembly.